CUUCCGGUACUGUCUCGGGUCACAAUGCUCGCGCUGAGAGGAUUAAAGAGGCUAAAGUCUGUUUUAUCACAACACGGAAACACAACUGUAAGAAGCGUCACAACGACGUCACAUGAAGUGCGACACAAAGACGACACGCUGGUGAAGAUGGAAAACCCGUUCAAAGAGCCUCAGAAAGGAUGCGUCCUCUGCAGCGUCACAGUGGACUUCAAGAACACUCAGCUGCUGUCUCAGUUCAUCUCUCCUCACACAGGUAGAAUCUACGGUCGUCACAUCACAGGGUUAUGUGGAAGGAAACAGAAAGAAGUGUCCAAGGCCAUAAAGAAAGCUCACUCCAUGGGUUUCAUGUCUGUGACCCACAAACAUCCUCAGUUCAUGAGGGACCCAAACAUCUGUGGAAUCAAACAUCUGGAUUAGUGAUCAGUGUUUAAUAAAGCUGUCAGAACUC
Anarrhichthys ocellatus (wolf-eel) is the source of this 448-nucleotide messenger RNA. RefSeq names its product mitochondrial ribosomal protein S18C (gene mrps18c). The record is from RefSeq and is a predicted model, not a curated record. Gene Ontology annotation, biological process: mitochondrial translation. Gene Ontology annotation, cellular component: ribosome; mitochondrial small ribosomal subunit. The coding region runs from base 25 to 417 and encodes 130 amino acids. NCBI's taxonomy places the organism in Eukaryota, Metazoa, Chordata, Actinopteri, Perciformes, Anarhichadidae. The transcript has 6 exons. Gene Ontology annotation, molecular function: small ribosomal subunit rRNA binding; structural constituent of ribosome.